Messenger RNA from Macrosiphum euphorbiae (potato aphid), 984 nucleotides. NCBI's taxonomy places the organism in Eukaryota, Metazoa, Arthropoda, Insecta, Hemiptera, Aphididae. The record is from the annotation of a GenBank genome assembly.
AUGCUGAUAUUAUUGCUAUUGUUAUCUACAACAAAAACUGAAGGCACAACAGGAACGGGAGAAGACACAAAAAUUACAGUAUCACCUGGGGCAUUUUUCAAUGAAAUUAAAGAAACCAUAAUGUACGACAAAAGUAUACCACUCAUAUACACACAAGACACGGUAAAUGAUAAUAUAAAAAAUUUCGGAGACACUUGGGAAAUAGAAAAAUACUGCAAAAAUAAAAAUAAACGUGAUAACUAUUGUAGUAUCGUACUACAAUCAAUUACGCUACUAAAAAAUAUAAACAAAAACAUAAAUGAUAACGACAUCGAUACAAUGGAAUUCCUAAAGAGCGCUAACGCCUUCAAUACUAAAAAUAGGUCAAAAAGAGGAAUACAAUUCAUAGGAGAUUUCUACAACUUCUGUUGCAAUGUAGCAACGGAUAAACAAAUUAAAAAUUUUUAUAAUAAUGAAGAAAAAUUAGCUGAACAGGCAGAAAAACUUAAAGAUAUCUUUGUCUCUGACCACAAGGACCUUUCACAGAUAACCUCGCAGUUAAAUAAUUACACAAUGACCACAGGAAAUAGAAUAGAAUUAUUAAAAAACAAUUUUAAAAACUUUGUCAAAGAAGAAAAGGACAACAUGAUGUUAGAAAAAAUUAACUAUAAUAAUCUAAUACAAGGCACGCAAGAAAUAAUGUUCAAUAUUGCUACCAGCUUGGAAAGAUUUAUUAAUUAUGAAAGAGACUCCAGUACACAGCUACACUGCAAAUUAGGCAAAAUACCUCCACGAGUGAUCAAUACCGAAGUUUUAUUUUACGACCUGAACAAACUUUCAAAACUACUAAUGGAAGACGGAUACGAAUUAGUAAUCAAAUUAGAAAAUAUUUUUUCAUAUUAUAAUUUACCAAUUGUUGAAUGCCAAUUUUCAAAAUCAAAAAUCUUAAUUAAAUUAAAAAUACCAAUUAAAGAAAAAUCGACAAAUUGGAAACUAUUUCAAUAA